This is a messenger RNA of Seminavis robusta, 2220 nucleotides long. The record is from the annotation of a GenBank genome assembly. NCBI's taxonomy places the organism in Eukaryota, Bacillariophyta, Bacillariophyceae, Naviculales, Naviculaceae.
ACUUGGUGUACCACAGCACUAUGGUGCAAGAGACAACAAGAUGCAUCUUUGAAGCGCUGCUGAAUUUCGGAUGCUCUCUACCAAAGACUCUUGAGCUCACAAUUAGUUUUCAAUGACCCAGAAAGACCAACCAACAACUUCAAGCACCAAGCAGCAGAAGCAGAAGCAACAGCGCUACUACUAGUAAUAAUAACAUCCCCUCUUCCAUCUACUAGCUAGCAAGAGCUUGAGCACAAUCCAAUCAUCCAAAAUAAAAUCACCAUGGCGAAAGAUUCCACUUGCGGCGCUGAACCUCCCAGCCUGAACUUUUCGAGAACAAGAAGUGGCGAAGUGGUCAACCCUGGCAACGGCCACCGCAAAGAUGGCCGUUAUUUCCCUACCAAUUCCCCCCGUGAUCCCCGUACUGGUACUGGUACUGUGACUCCUGCAAGUCCCUCUUGUUUGGCCAAGACGAGGACCAUGGCGCUAUCGGUAGAAGUAGAACAAGCUUCAACAGUUACUGAGGUGCCAGUAGUCCCAGUACAUGUACCAGUACCAGUUGCUACUAGUACAGGACGCACCAGUCGAAGAUCUCGGAUUGCAAAUCGCAGCAAAACGAAUGACGGAAUUGUGGGAUUCAGGAACAACAUUAACCCCAACCCUAACCUGGGAAAUCCAAGAAUGGCAAUGACAAGCCCCUACCAAAAUCAACUCUACCAGCACAAUGGUAAUGGGGGCCUAAGUGGGAGUAGUGGGAGACUUGCUACUAUUGGCAACGGCAAUGCCAAUGCCAAUGGCACUGGAGGACUUCGCAGAAGAAACAGCUUCAAUGACAGCUUGAGCAGCAUGAGCAGUCUGGAGGAUUCUUGGAGUAACUUCAAUGACAGCAACAACAACAACAACAGUAACAACAACCAGAAGAACAAACAAAACUUUCAAAAUAAAUCCAUGCUGCAUCUUGCACCACCAAUAUCAAAAAGAAACAAUCAGGGACUUAACCAGGGAAAUAUACUCUUUUUUGAAGAUGAAGAUGACGACGAAGAUGAACCCCCUACAGCCAUUGCUUUCCCCAACAAUGUACAUGUAAGAAAGCCAAAACUCUCCAGACAAACCACUGCUCCAUCUGCCUUCACCAUGCCAAAGGCAGCGGCUCCUUAUGCCAGACAGUACUCAAAUGGAAGCUCCCAAAACAAAAACACCACCACCACCACUACCACUACCACUACCAGUACUACUAUGGCCAUGCAUAGAGAACCAUCACAGCUCAAAAUCGUUGCAGGACAACGUCGCAGGUCUGUCAACGACUACUCACCCAGCGGCGUCACAAUGCUCACCACGAACAAUGCAAGCACCCACAGCAACACGGUCGUCUCACAACCCAGCAUAUCUACACCAAGAAACCCGCCUCGAAGGGCACACACGAUGAACGAAGAGUCUAACCGGAGCGCGGGAAGUCAGGGAAGACGCAUGGUGGCCCUUAGAGGACGCAUGAACAUGAACACGACCAUGAGCAUGAACGAAGACUCUAACCAGAGCCAUGGCAAUGGCAGUCAGGGGAGUCGCGUCGGCAUGCGACGGAUGGCGGCCAUCAACCGCACACAGAGCAACCCUGCCAGUCUCGCUUCCAGCAACUACAACCGGCGUCAACAGCAACAGCAACAUGAACAGCAACAGCAACAACAACAACAAGAUACACAGUUCCGUCGCAGUAUCGGUACUAGUAUGCAUAGAGGUAGUCCCACACGUCCCACACCACCUGAACGCACUUACAGCACUGGACCACCCAGAAUCAUCACAACCACCAACAACACCAACACACAAGUCGAACCAACCCAUCGAAACAGCAACAUUAGCCGCAACAGCAACAGCAGCAACCAAUCCUUCUCAAGCAACAACAGCUACAGCAACAACAACACCAUGAUCGAAAUACAACCGGGACUUGAAGCGCCACUACGAAACACACAAGAAACUAUGGAAGCCAUUGCCUGCAAUUUUGUUACCGAGACAUCCUGCCUCGCAUGCACUGUACAGCUUUAUCACAUUGCAAAUGCAAAAUUCUAUAUUUGUCCAGCCUGCAGAGUCGUUAGUCCCACUUUUUCGGAACAUCGCGAUGAACAUGGGGUUGGAUUGGGAUUUUCACAAGAAACGUUGAGAGAGUCACAACACAGUGCGGGUCAAUCCAUGCGGAACCGGUAUUCUUACUAACUCACUAAUUUACUUUACUUUUUACUUUACCAAUGG